Molecule: messenger RNA, 7496 nt
Organism: Spirodela intermedia
Lineage: Eukaryota; Viridiplantae; Streptophyta; Magnoliopsida; Alismatales; Araceae
Source: the annotation of a GenBank genome assembly
AUGACGGAAUUUCGCCAGAAACAAGGGGAUGCAGCGGCGACUGUCCCCGGCGCCGAUUUCCGCCGGGGACUGGAGGAGCUUGUCAGGGAUCAUCUUGAUGGCUGCAUGAGCGCUGCCCUCGCGUCGUGCUCCACUGCACACGAUGAGGAGGACGACGAUGACUCGGCUUCCGUCGACGGACCUGACCAGCUUAUCCGCCGGCGACGACGCUCGGACCUGGAGGGGGAAGACCUGGCGGAGACGUCCGCUGCACGGCGCCGUCACUCCAGAAUCCUCAGCCGAUGGGUCGCCCGCCAAGCCGAGGAGAUGAUAACCACUAUCGAGAGGCGGAAUCGUGAGUCCGAGCUCAUGGCGCUUGCAGGCCUCCACACGGUCUCCAUGCUGGUAUCAUCAUUCCUCAGGGAUUCUCGGCGGACUACCCCAACGGGCGGUGCGGGCGAGGUCACGGAUGCGGAACGACCGACUGCUACUCGCCCGUCUUCAGUUUUGCAAAGGUGGAGAGAGCUUGAGGGUGAGUCUGGGGGGAGGCAGCCGCAGAGGGAGGUGUCAAACGGUAUGGGAAAUGGCUCAAGUGAGAGCGACGAAGAUGUCUCUCAAAUGUCUCACGGGUUGUUGCCCGCUGUUGACAGAGAGAUCGAAGAGGAAGAAGGGGAAGGUCCAAGGCCUGGUAGGGAGCAAUCGCCUGACCUUGGGGAAGGUGAUGGAGAAAGGGUCAGGCAAAUUGUGCGAGGCUGGACAGUGGAGAGUGGCACGUCUGAGCCUGGGUCUCGAAUCUCUUCUCAGAGGAAUGAGAGUCCUAGAGCUGAGUGGCUUGGAGAGACUGAACGUGAGAGAGUAAGGCUCGUGAGAGAGUGGAUGCAAAUGACAAGUGAGCGGAGGGAAGCACGAGCCGUGAGAAGGGAGGAACGGGAUCAAGAUAGGGUCGACUACAGAGGGGGUGAAUUAGUUGCAGAUCGCGAGGACAGCCAACCUGAGAAUGUCAGAAGAGAGCCACUAGGACUACGUGGAAGGCAAGCACGGAUUGAUCUGAUUACAAGAAUUGCGGCAGAGAGACAAAGGGAACUUCAGGGCUUGUCAGAGCACCGUGCUGUUUCACAGUUUGUUCACCGCAAUCGAAUUCAGGUCAGUGGCAUAUUCUUAUUUUUGUUGAUAUAAAUUGGCUUUUUACUUGUCAAAAAAAGUUAAACUUGUGCCUAAUAUUGAGAGAAAAUAUCCUAUAGGAGGAAAUCAUGUCGAAAUAUUGAACCAUCUGUAAAAUGAACAUUUAGAUUAUUUGUCAAAUGUUGUGGUUUUGAAUUAUUCUUUAUUUUAAUGGGCGAACGUUAUUGAACGAUGUUUCUGUUGUAUCCUCCCUUGAGUUUGUUCUUUUUGAAAUAUUUGUUUUCUAAUUGAUGUAACUUUCACUUUGAAAUAAUAACUUAAAAUUAAUAUAUGGAAAAAACCAUUAACCAUCAGAAAAUAGUCUGCUAACAACUCCUCAAACUUCAUGUCCUCAUUUGGAAGUUGUGGUGAUUAUACUCUAUCAUUCUGAGUUUAUUCUUAGGUAAAUCGAUCUGCGUGUUAGCAUUUAUAAAAAAUCUAUGGUUGUAAUCCCAUAAUGUUUUUUUUGUCUCCUAUGUCGGUCCUACCCAGGAGUAAUCAGGAAAAUUGUGACCUGUUCAUCUAAUCUAGUUGAUCAUCAUAUCUUAUCUGACUGUGUAAUUUUGUCUAGUCUCUUCUUAGAGGAAGAUUCUUGCGUAGCGGGGCUCCUGCUGAAGGGGGGAGGCCGCCAUCUGUGGCAGCUUCAGAAUUAGGCCAGCUAAGACAGCGUCAUCCAGUCUCUGCUCUGAGGUGCGGAAGCGUUCUUAUCAUUUUUGCUUUGUGGUACUCUUUUUCUAUAUUCGUAGUUGAUAUUCUGAACAGUAAUUGUUGGAUGCCCUUUGAAGAACAUGCGGACAUAGUUCAACUGAUAAAUUAUUAAUUCUAUUUGAGGCCCUUAAAUCUGUUUUUUAGUCUUAGCUUUGCAGAAUUUCUGCUUCCUGGAAACAGGGUUUGUGCUAAUCACCCAACUCUGAGAUGACUUUGCCAACUUCAGUACCCUGUCCUUCUCUACAUAGUUCCUAACGGGAUUUACAUUGCAACUCUGCACGUUGAAGAAAAUUGGAUUCCGUCAUCCACUUAUUUAAAAAAUGAUCGUUGAAGUAAAUAUGUCUGAUUAUAGAGGUAAAAUCUACAGCAAGAUGGUUCAAUAAAGAAUUAUUUUAUGCUAUUUGUGUAUUUUAUUCAAAAAAUAGCUAGAAGAUGAGAAUGUCUCCCAGUCAGUUAGAAGAUACCGUGCUACCAUAAGGACACAUCAGUUGCUUCUCAUUCAUAAAUGUGGCAUAUUAGAUGAAGUUGUUGGAUACUCAAUCUGAAAGCACGAUUGUAAUAUUCAAGUGAGCCACUCAAGCCGAUAUCUCAGUGUACACUUAGGUCUAUGAAUAAGGUGCAUGUCAUGCCAACAUUUUGAACCUCAGGUCUGAUGAGCAAGAUGAAACCAGUUGGAAUACUAUGAUGAAUGAAGAUGAAGAUCAUAAAAUGUUCUUUUCUAAUAUUUCUAUUAUGGAAAUGGCAGUGGUAGAAACUAUACUGCAUAAGAUCUCCUAAAGCUACUUGAGAUGACUAAGAUAUCCUCAAUGAGACCGAAGUACUUAUUUCUGUAUAAUCAUUACUAAUAAAUAAAUGCUUUUGAAAGAAAGAGGAAAGCAGAAACAAUGUACACGCAAUAAGAAUGUACAUGGAAGCAAUGCGGAAAGAUAUGAGUUAUGCAUUGUCGAAUAUGACUAAGAUAUGUGUUUCAAUAAUUUUUUUGCAUUUUUUUGUUCCCAGCCUCAGCUGAUUAAGGUUGGAUGAACCAUGAUGAGAAUAGGUAGAUACCCUGGCCUGUUUGGUUAAGCUGAUUAAUCAAUGCAUUCGGUUCUGAUUUCUUAACGAACUAAAGAGGUGCUGUCAUGAUAUCGGGAGAAUUUUUUGCCUUCUAGUGUAUACAUAUGAUAGCACUUCUUAAGGCAACCUCUCUGUAAGAACCUUGAUACAGUUGCCAAAUCGUGUAUUUUUUCUGUGUCAAUCCUACAUAGUAAUUUCUGUUCGAAGGACAUAUGCUCCACCCUAGUGUUAGCUACGGAAUUAAAGAAUCAGUCAAACUGGAGCAAAACCAACUAAUCCCAUUUACGCCAUUUAGAUUGGUUUAACUGUGUAAACGCUAGACUUAUAAUUUCUAGAGUUGGCCCAUCAAGCCAGAAGACUAGAAGAAGGUGAAACUGGUUAAAAUAUUUCAAAAUAGUUUAAUAUAUUUUACUCAAUCAGAAAGCAGGGGCUGUGCACAGAACAGAACUCACUGGCUCCCGAGAUGAACUGGAACAAGAACCGACUGGAAUCAGUUUUCUUUUUGAAAUCCUGCUGGCUUAUUUUUUUGGAACAGAUGAUAUAUGAUUCACUAUCGCUUAGAUCUUUCUUGUGGAGGAGACUACAUCUUGGUUCUUUUCCUUUUUGAGAAGAGAUAUUGGACUCCAGUAUGUCAUGACAAUGCUGCAGGUUUAUGUUAUCCUGAAAGUGGAUGAUAUCUUAUCUUGUCUUGUAGAUUCGCAUCCCAAACCAAUCUGUUUCAAGGUUACAUUAUCUAUUCAUGUUGUGGACCACUUGGGAAAAACAAUUAGACCACUUAGCUAAGCACAAGUCCUUGAUAUUGUUUGUUAUCCUAAUUAGGAAAUAAUUGCUUAAUAUAUGAAUUUAAUAUUGACAGAAGCAACCUGAAUGCAGUAUUUGAAAUUCACUGUUAAUUCUUGUGCUACAUGAUCGCAAUAUAAUUGCCUUCGAUUUUAUUGUAAGAUAGGAAUUCAUGGAAUAUAAUAUUAUUUUAACUAUUCCAAGAUCAUUAGAUGGAAGAUCUUGAUUCUAGAUUUCAUCUUUUUAAAAGGCUUGCGUCAAAGUCUGAUAAUAAUUUAAAUGACUUUUUUGUAAUAAUUUUCUUCAGAUUAAACAAACUAAAGCCUUUAUCCUAUUGAAAAAUAAUAAACGGGUCAAACUAAAUUCAAAGUCGGAAUAUGACCUUGAGCUAGCAAUAAUCACCUAACGCACUGCACUUUAACCCUGCCUCAUAAAGCACUUAUGCUGAAUACUAAACACAAAAAUCUCAUCAAUCUAGGCGAAGAAAAUAUUGUUAAAAGUGUUGAAGUCAUGAGUUCCAAUUUUAAAUGGCUACCCCAGCCUUCAAGAAGCUUAUCCAACCAUUCUGAUAAAAGGGAUAUUGCAUUUAAAGCUUGUAAAUCUCAUUGUGAGUUAUUGUAACGGUUUUAUUUCCUGUUUUGAUUGUUGUCGAUGUUAAGUUUCUAACAAUUCAAGAUUGCUUGUCACUCCAGCAGAUUGCUCUAUCAAAUUAGCUGGGUUAGUUUGUUUACUAGCACAAUGAAACUAUUUCAGCCUAGACCGUUGAAAUCUAAUCUGAAUUUUGGUCUUGUCCAACAUUUGGGCUUCUGUUUGAAGAGUUCACGUAGCUGGGGCCUAGGAACUUGAAAAAAUAACUAUGUUCAUCUACUUAUUUCUUCUUCAUUCGUAUAAUUCGGUGAGUGGCCUAAGUAAACAUGAAAAUGAAAGAGCAUAUUCAUCCCCCGCCCCUUCUUUCCCUCUUUUCUUGCUCCUUGAACCUAUUGGUAGACAUUGUAUCUUUCAGACCAUCGGUAAUCCCCCCAACAAGAGAGAGGAAGGGGAGACCUUCAGCUGUGUUGGAUGUCUCUGCUUAUGAAUCUGCUGAGUCCCGUGUGACCAAGCUACCCAUCAGUAUCUGUCCAGGGAAGCUGACUCUUAUUAGGAAGGACAUUGACAGGAAUCCGAGGUCUAGUUCAUGGAUUCUAUCGAGAUUAACUUUCAUGAACACUAACCAAACCCAGAUCACCUUAAUAAACUUAAGUCGCAUAUGCUUACAGUCGGAAUUUUUUCAAUUUCCACUGCUAACAAAUGAAGAGGAAAGAUGAUUUCGUUUUUCAUACAAGCAAAUACUAGAGCCCAGCAGAAGGGAGAGUAGAUCCUAACAUCUCUGUGCCUAUCUAUAUCUGUUUUACAUAUUUUCCAUGGUGUUCUCUGGAUAAUCUUUGAUGAAUAAACUAGCAUUGCAAUUAGUUCGAUUACACUUAAUUAUCUAGUCUCUUUGACAGGGAAGGCUUUCAUUUUAGGUCACAGAACGCUGUUCCUGAUCAAACCAGUACAUAUUCUGAUGUUUCACCAACACAUAUAAUUACUAGUACCGCAACUGAUCAAUCUCAACCAACGGUCCCAGCAGGAUCUAGAACUGAAGACUCUGAACAGUCCCAGCAUAGAAACGAGGGCAAUGUCAUGCAUCGAGUUUCAGAAGUUGAAAGAAGCAUGUUGGAGAGCAGUGUUUCCCAAGAUAAUAUAGCUGUUCAAGGUUCCAUGGCUCAAGGAAACUGGCAGGAAGAAAUUUCAGAGCGUGAGAGAAGUGACUUGCCGGAAUCCACUGAAGUCGGGAUCAGUGAAUGGCAAGAUGGCGCGGGAGGGGAAUCGGAUGAAAAUUGGCAAGCUAACUUAGAUCAGAACUGGACUAGGGAAACAGAAGCCAAUGACGACGGAGAAGGUAGCCAUCUUCCAGCAGACGAGUGGCACGAAGAUGACUCCCGGGAGGCUGUUCAUGACUGGGAUCAGGGGACAUCUGAUUAUUCUAGAAGUCAACUGUCUAUCCCUAUCAGAAGGGUGAAUAGGUUUUUACCUCCGGACGACGACAAUGUGUACAGCAUGGAACUCAGGGAACUCCAUAGCAGGUUUUUAUUUGCAAACAUUCUGCAAUGUCUUCUUGCUCAUCAGAAUACAUUUUUUGUCCUGUUGCUAAAUUUUGUGUCAUGUCUCCUUCUCUUGCAGGAGAAGCGUUUCGAAUCUUCUCCAAAGUAGCUUUCGUGAUAAUCUUGACCAGCUGAUUCAAUCACAUGUUCGAAGACAAGGCCCCCCUCCAGUUGAACGCAGUCUCCUAAGGAGCAUUCCAACUCCUGCUGUACAGGAGGGGCCUCGGGAUGCUCAAAGAGUGGAGCUGGAUGAGGGUCAGGAGGGUCCUACCACUAGACGCCGUGUUGUCAUUCCACCUCCACCUGUGCCUCCUCCUCAGCCGCUUUGGCAUCGGGGUUUGCAUAGCAGCAGUUGGGCUCGGCACAGCAUCCAACGAUUGGAAAUGGUGAGCAUCCUGCUUUUGACUUUCUGCCUUAACUCUCUCAUUAUGUCAUCCUCCGAUGACUGAGCUUUCGGAAGAGACUCCAUAAAUAUUUCUAACUUAUUAUCCAAGUUUUUUUGUUUAGUCUGUCGGUUCUUUUCUCAGAUUACUACCCACUUUCUUUGUGUCCAAAAUAGCGGGUAACUGCUGUUCUUAGGAAUCAUGUGAUCUUUCUUUUUUUUUUUUUUUUUGUCCAGAUAUGGCCGCCCUCAUUUCAUGUGAUUUAGACGAUUUUUUAUCAUUUGCAGUAGUCUUAUUUUAUUUUUAGUGGGAAGGACGAUGACUCAAUUAUUCAUCAUGGGAUUGAGAUGUUGAAGCUCUUGGCUAAUCAACGAUUGGAAUUGAGCUGAUACAUACCGAGUUCUUUAACGUCUUGUCUUCUUUGAUCUCACAGUUUCUGGAUGUGGUGUUGCGUGGCUGCAGGAAUGGGAAAUUAUUAACGAUCUGAGAGCCGAUAUGGCCAGACUUCAGCAGGGUAUGAGUCAUAUGCAGAGGAUGUUAGAGGCUUGCAUGGACAUGCAAUUGGAACUGCAGCGGUCAGUGAGGCAGGAGGUUUCGGCGGCUUUAAAUCGCUCUCUUGGAAGAGAAGGUCUGGAUACUAUUGAGAAAGCAUAUUAAUAUUUGAUCUCGAUUUUCUGUGAAUUUUCCUUUAAUGCGAUUAUAUUAUCAAACUUGAGCAAGUAGAAAACCAGCUCCUAUUGGCGUCGACAGAAUUUUCAGAAGCCCACAGUGUUUCAUUGUCUACUGCCGACAGCUGAUGCCGGUGGUUGGAGGGUCAACGCUCCGGGGAUUCUCUGGCCGUUUAGUUGUUUAUUUCAGUCCAACUCUCUGUGAAACUGUUCAUCUUCACUUUUGGAGUACCCCAUUAGUCUUCGAAAGAUUUUAAUACUUUAAAGGCAACUUUGCCGACGUGAGGAGUUGACCUGGAAGCUAUUGUUUCAGGAGCGGGGGAUGUGCUGACCGGGGACGGAUCCAAGUGGACCCACGCGAGGAAGGGAAUGUGCUGCAUCUGCUGCGACGGCCACAUCGAUUCUUUGCUGUACAGGUACUGCACAUCCUCAUUCCCCACGUCAUCUUGUUCCGUAAAUGAGCAUCGUUCGUGUUGACAGCUAACCUCUCCCUCUCUCUCUCUCUGUCUCUCUCUGUCAGAUGCGGGCACAUGUGCACUUGCUCGAAGUGUGCCAACGAACUGGUACUAGCCGGUGGGAAGUGCCCGUUAUGCCGAGCACCGAUCGUGGAGGUGAUCAGAGCCUACUCUAUUUUGUAA